Aspergillus chevalieri is the source of this 2031-nucleotide messenger RNA. It is a transcript of the gene pps1, whose product is annotated as tyrosine/serine/threonine protein phosphatase PPS1. The transcript is spliced from 6 exons. Lineage: Eukaryota; Fungi; Ascomycota; Eurotiomycetes; Eurotiales; Aspergillaceae. The coding region runs from base 1 to 2031 and encodes 676 amino acids. Gene Ontology annotation, molecular function: protein tyrosine/serine/threonine phosphatase activity. The record is from RefSeq and is a predicted model, not a curated record. Gene Ontology annotation, biological process: protein dephosphorylation; nuclear DNA replication.
AUGGCCACGGUCGUGGUACAGCAGCAAGCGCCGCGAUCCUCCUCCGACAUCACCGCGUUCAACUUGAACAGAAACCCGACCCCUAUCCCCAACAAACACUUACCAGUUUGCCCAACGGGCCCGUCUCCUGCCUCACAUUCACCAUCCCCGGACGUACGAGAAAACAGCGAUGAAGAGCAGGUGUCGUCUUUGCUCUACCCUCCCGAUGCAUACUUCCAGAUGUCGAGAUUUCCUCCAGUGUAUACCAUUGAUAUAGAAUCGCUGGCAGCCGCAUUGGACCAUUGGGCAUCGCAGCCAUUGCCGGACCCCAGUCAGGUUUUCCCUUGGUUGCAUGGGCUUCACCCAAGGAAUCGUCUGCAGCUUGGAUUCUUCACCAACCGCAAACGCUCCCUACGACAAGCACCUAAAUGCUGGCGAGGUAUCACCAUUGUCAAGGUGGGAGGAGAUCUCGCGGCGUCCAGACUCAAAGGCGCAGUGGCCCCAACCGAGGUGCUGGCGCCGUCAGGCCUGGAGUUCCUGUUCCCAGAUCCUCCAGAAGGCUUCUCAGUGCGCAACUUCCAGAUUCAGACGGCAAAGCUGGCGCCGCUCUCGGAUAUAAUUGUCUACGGAGAUGAUGAGGCCGACCAGAACAACGUCCUCGACAUUGCUGCCAGAAUCGCGACCGCACAACAUGAUUGGAAAAUGAAGAACGACCCAAAGCGGCUGGUACCGGAGUUCAAUACCUUCAUCCUCACAAGUUCCUUCCGCGAAGUAGAAGAACGAUACCCCAGCUUGGUGACUAUCGACUCGCGAGGCGAGAUGACGGGCCAGGUCAUGGAUUUCUUCCUAUGGGAAAGACUGGAAAUGUAUUCCAUGACCGAGGCAUCAGAAAUUUCGACAAAUGUUUGGCAAGGACCAACCCCGGAGUACCUGUUAAAACCCAAGGCCUGGGAGUCGACGCGCGACGAAAGGUUUGAUCUAUUGAUUGAAGCAAACGACCUAGCCAGUAUCCCACCACCACACGUUCUGGAUCAUCUUGAGAGGAAGCUUAAAAAUGGCCCCCAGCGACUGGAAUUUUCGUCGUCCGGCUCGCUUAUGCCACCCUCCUCCGGCCCUGGUGAGCAGAGGGAGCUGGAAAAUUUCGUGAAUACCAUUCGCUGGAUGCACUAUCUGGCAAACUCGAACGGGUCGGCGGAUGAGUCGGACUCGGAAGGCGAUAUACCCAUGGUCACUUCGUCCAGGAAGCCCUACAAGAUCCUAAUCCACGGUCCCGAUGGGUAUACUGAGAGCUCGUUACUGGCACUCGCGUAUGUCAUCUAUGCAGAGGGGAUCCCUGCAAAGGACGCUUGGUUGAAGCUUCACACUGAGAAAAAACGCAACUUCUUUGCUUAUCCGAUUGAUGUAUCAUACCUUACCGGUAUCCAAGAGCGCUUGCUCAAGGAAAGCCCUGCCACGAAGACUCCUGAUCUGUCUUCGCUUUCAAAACCGUCUUGGUUCGAUAACUGUGACGGAUCUUUCCCGAGUCGCAUUUUGCCGUACAUGUAUUUGGGCAGCUUGACACACGCCAACAACCCAGAUAUGCUUUGGAAACUUGGUAUCCGGCGUGUACUGAGUAUUGGCGAAUCCCUGGCUUGGUCAGAAGGCGACUACGCAAGAUUUGGAUCGGAGAAUCUCAUGAGUAUCACCGAUGUUCGGGAUAAUGGUAUAGAUCCUUUGACAAAGGAAUUUAACCGGUGUUUGGAGUUUAUUCGGAGAGGAAAACGUGACGGUGCGGCUACGUUGGUGCAUUGCCGUGUUGGCGUUUCGAGAUCAGCGACUAUCUGUAUUGCAGAAGUUAUGGCAUCUCUUAAUAUUUCUUUUCCACGAGCAUACUGCUACGUUCGUGCUAGAAGACUUAAUGUUAUUGUACAACCACACUUGCGAUUUGUGUAUGAACUGUUGAAGUGGGAAGAACUACAGCUACAGAAACGCGGCGAACCCGUGAAGCGAGAGCUCGAGUGGCAGAUAGUGGCUCGCGAGAUUGCCCUGAUGAACAUGCCUUAUACCCGGUAG